AUGGAAGAAAGUCAUAGCAAAGAACCUCCACAAAUAUUAGGCCCGGAUGCGAAUGAAAAUGACGAAGUUGAAAUUGACGAUGAAGCUAUUGAUCCACGUUUUUCCAUCACCUCGGUUUUUUAUGUUCAUUUACCACAAAACAUAGAUAUAAAUAUUCAUCAACCGGUAAUUCUUGGUAGCUGCGCAACUUUAGGCAAAUGGGAUGUACCAAAAGUCUUACUUAAAAAAAAGGCUCAGAAUUCAACCCUCUGGGUAUCUAAUCCUGUGCGCAUUCCUACGCAUGCGAAUGUAUAUUAUAAGUAUGCUAUAUGUCGUCGCGAAAAAAAUUGGUUUCGUAAUAAAAGCAAAUUGGUAAUCGAUUGUUUUGAAGGCUAUGGUGAAGGAACAAAUCGCGAAAUGGAAUUUCUCGAAAACCAUUAUGACUUAUGGAAUGAAAACAACUAUAUGUGGCUCAGUAUAAAGACCCUUAAAACUGAUUUUCAAUUUGUCAAUUGUAUUUAUGAAAAAAUUAAAGAUAUUCAAACUUUAAAGGAUAGAAUUAUGGAAUAUCAAUAUAUAUACCGUCGGUAUAAAGAGCUUACUAAUUCCGCAACAAAUAUCAUUUUCAUUCAGAAUAAAUUAUUAUCUAGCGUUUUCAAAGAACAACGGCUUUUCUUGUGCCUCCUUCUUGGAUAUUAUAUGCUCCAGCCAAAUAAAUUCACACAAGACAAUAUUUAUCUUCCACGAGAAUUUCCGUCUACUAAUUUGCUAGAAGAUCUUGUAAACGUAGAAUCUGAUUUUAGUCUCUCUGAUACUAGGCACUUUGUUGCACAAGCAGUUAGAGCUUUAGUCCAGCAUAAUUCUAAGAAUGGCUUCACAACAUGGUUUAAAAUGUUUGCCCUCGCACCGACACUUGACGAGUCUUACGCUUUCAUAGACUCGAUAGAGAUUUAUAAUUUUGGAAAUCGAUCUGUUCAAUUUUUUAACGCAUUAGAAAAUAAUGUAAAACCUCAUAUUGAUGAAUUAUAUUGUAUGAAGAACGUAUUUUAUAAAGCUGUACAGAAACUAAUUUUAUUAUCUUAUGACUUGGAAAGCCUAUUAUUCUUAUGGCAAAAAAUUAUCGGGGUUGAGAAAACCGACAAUCACUUACGCAAUGCGAUGAAGAAAAGAAUUGAUGAUAUAAUAAAGCAUGACAAACCUUUUCAACUUAAAGCGCAUUUUUAUAUUUUCCCAAAAGAAUUGCAACUUGAUGUCGCGGAAAAUUUCCGGGCAAAACUUUUGAAGUUACUAAAAGGAAGAAACUUUACGUGUAAAUGGGACAAUCCGGAUAUCGUCUCUUUUCAAGAGCUUCUUCAAGAGGUUAAUUUAAUAUGGCCAAUUGGAGAAUACCUGGAAGUACUUGAAUCAAUUGCAGAUUCCGAUCAAAUAUUACUUUUGGAAACUUUCCCUGAAGUUAUGAAAUUUAUCUUGAAAUCAAAAGCCACGGGAAGAACCCUUGACCAAAUCUUUGAGUCGUCAGUCAAAUGGUUUGAGAGGAUGAUCUCUUUUCGCACACACAGAGUCACUGCCACUAAUGGUCCAAAGAAUAAAGAAAAUAUGGCUUACAUUGUCCUUUAUUAUCUUUCUCAAGUAUAUCCUCUUGUUUCGAAUCGUCAAAAAUUUUCUUACAAAUUAAAGGAACAAGCGGAUAAAAUAAUACUUUCAUUAUCCGAUGAUGUUAUAUUCCCUCUUGCAUCAUGUAUCGAUGAGUUUCAUGAAGAUAUUGUUGAUCAUUUUGGUGCUUUAUUGAGACAAAAAAUUGAUCAUUUUGUUCAAGACCCUGAUGAUAAACUUUUAAAAAUGAUAAUGCGGACAUAUCGUCUGCAACGAAAUGAUAAAAUAUUACAUAAUAAAGAUACCUAUCAGCUUUCAUUGUUUCGAUUUUCUCAAUUUUGGACAGAAAUAUUUCUGGCAAGAGGUCAUACAAACGAAUUGCAUUCUCACCCCUAUGUUAAAAAUGUACGCGAUCACAUAGUUAAUGUGGCAACAUCAAUUGUUGAAAGCACGAUUACCAUGGGAUUUCUUUUGGAAUUAUUUAAGUACUCUGGUGAUAAAAAUGAAGAUCUUAUAAAAUAUUUUAAUUCCGCCAUAGAAAGUCAACCAGGAAAUAUUGAUCAUCUUAUAAUAAAUAAUAAAACUCUCGUCGCUAUACGUCGACAAUGUCAGAAAUACACGUUGACUUUUACGCGUCUUGACAAAUUUUAUGAAAGAUUUUGUUCUUCUGCCUUGAUAAUCGAUGCCAGAGAAUACCAUGAAGAUUUACUACGUAAACGAGAUGACAUAAAAACCGUCACUCUUGGGGAAUCAGAUACUCGAGAUUAUUGGUCUAUUCAUUCCGCAACAAUUGAUGUUAUGGAGACCUCUUAUCACCUUGUUGAAUCACAAACUUUCAAUAAUAUUUUUCAGGCAAUAUUAAAGGCAGAAACACGAGAGUUAAAUGUCGAAAUUGUAACCACGGAAAUAAUGCAGAUGGCUAUUACACAAUAUAAUACUAUAUGCGAAGGGUAUGAAAAGUGGGAAAACAUCAAAUGCUCUGAAGCAGAUAAAUUCUGGAAACAUGUCGAUCCAAAUAACAUUCAUUCUGAAAUUGAUUUUAUGACUCGCGCUCUCCCAAAUAAGCAACUACAGCUGUUAACUUCUUCAAUUACAUACUUAAUUAACAUUACAUCAUAUAAAGAAAAAUUAAAUAACCUUUUAAUUGUCAUAGAAAACCUGAAAAUAGCACACAAUCCAAAUCUCUGGGUUAUAACAUUUUCUAAUUCAUUAGGUGACGAAAAUUUAGUACUUGGCAAUUUACAAAAAAAAAUUGGAGAUAUACACAAGCAGUUUAAGCAAUUAAAAUUAUCGGAGGAAUUCUGGUCAAUAAUUAAGGAAAUGGCAUGUUCAAAAGAAUGCAUUAAUUUUUUACAAGAGCUUGUUGGUCAUGAUUUGAAAAAUUUAAUAAAUGGUGCAGAUGAUCAUUCUGACGAACGUUUAAUCCAAGAAGAUACUGUUUCAACAUUUAUUCAAGUGAAACAAAUUUUAGAACCUUUACUAAGUAAAAAUGAGGACACUGCUCAAUUAGCGGUAGAUAAGUUUAUAAAAAGUUUAGUUGAUAUAAUUAAAACAAACACAUUACUUGCUUCUAAAUUGAGGUUGUGUAAUGCACAUACACAAGCGUUAAAAAAUAUGUACAAAAAUAUUUCAAAUCGAGGUGAGGUGACAAAAGAAAAGAUUUUCUACGCAGUAACAAAAGGAGUAUAUUCUUUUAUUAGAAUAGAAAAUGAUGAAUACAAAUGUACUGCGACAUUAUCAUAUCCAUCCAACAAUAUGCGUGAUGGAGAUGCGAAAUUAACAAAGUAUGCUUUUAGUGAUCUUCAGGAUUUGCGUGGACGUGCUCUUUUAAUUGCUAAAGCACCUGUUGAUACCAAAAUGUUAGAUGAAAAUAAUAUGGUUAACGAAAUCACCUCUUCUCAUAUGAAUGAAUUUGUAAUCCAAGUAGAUAUAUCACAACAGAUAAUUGAUGUAUCCUCACAGCUUGUAGAACUCG
This is a messenger RNA of Dentiscutata heterogama, 3547 nucleotides long. The record is from the annotation of a GenBank genome assembly. Lineage: Eukaryota; Fungi; Glomeromycota; Glomeromycetes; Diversisporales; Gigasporaceae.